Trichechus manatus latirostris (Florida manatee) is the source of this 2318-nucleotide messenger RNA. RefSeq names its product vascular cell adhesion molecule 1 (gene VCAM1). The record is from RefSeq and is a predicted model, not a curated record. Gene Ontology annotation, cellular component: plasma membrane. The transcript has 9 exons. Gene Ontology annotation, molecular function: integrin binding. Gene Ontology annotation, biological process: cell-cell adhesion. Bases 99 to 2318 code for a protein of 739 amino acids. Lineage: Eukaryota; Metazoa; Chordata; Mammalia; Sirenia; Trichechidae.
CACUGGCUUCGGGAGUUGGAGACUCUUUACCGGCAGUUUCAGUGGGACAGAAAGAGAGGUUUGGGAACGGUAUUUUCUCAUCGCAGAAGCAACUUAAAAUGCCUCGGAAGAUGGUUGUAAUCUUUGGAACUUCAAACAUACUUUGGAUGGUGUUUGCAGCUUCUCAAGCUUUUAAAAUCGAGAUCUCCCCUGAAUCCAAAGUUCUUGCUCCGAUUGGUGAGUCGGUCUCACUGACCUGCAGCACCACAGGCUGCGACUCCCCAUCGUUCUCUUGGAGAACCCAGAUAGACAGUCCGCUGAAUGCGAAGGUGAGGAGUGAGGGCACCAAGUCCACGCUGACCAUGGAUCCUGUUAGUUUCGACAAUGACCAUUCUUACCUGUGCACAGCGACUUGUGGAUCUGGGAAACUGGAAAAAGGAAUCCAGGUGGAACCCUACUCUUUCCCUAAAGACCCAGAGAUCCAGUUGAGUGGCUCAUUGGAGGUUGGAAAGCCAGUCACAGUCAUUUGUUUGGUCCCUGAUGUUUACCCAUUUGACAGGCUGGAGAUAGAUUUACUGAAGGACGACCAAGUCAUGAAGAGUCAGAUUUUUCUGGAGGACAUGGACAAGAAGUCCACGGAAACCAAGAGUUUAGAAGUAACCUUUAUUCCUGUCAUCAAGGAUAUUGGAAAAACCCUUUUUUGCCGAGCUGAAUUACACAUUGCUGGAAUUGAUCCUGAACUCGCAGAAAGAAAGACCACAAAAGUACUGCAAGUCUACAUCUCACCCAAGAAUAUAGUUAUCCUUGUGAACCCUUCCACAAGUCUGCAAGAAGGUGGCUCUGUGACCAUGAUGUGUUCCAGUGAUGGCCUGCCAGCUCCAGAGAUUUUCUGGAGCAAGAAAUUAGAUAAUGGGAAUCUACAGCCCCUUUCUGGGAAUGCAACUCUCACUUUAAUUGCCAUGAGGGUGGAAGAUUCUGGAAUUUAUAUAUGUGAAGGAGUUAAUCUGAUUGGGAGAAACAGAAAAGAAGUGGAAUUAAUUGUUCAAGAGAAACUGUUUACAGUCGAGGUCUCCCCUAAGUCCCGGAUUGCUGCUCAGAUUGGGGACUCAGUUGUGUUGACGUGUAAUGUCACAGGCUGUGGAUCCCCAUCUUUCUCUUGGAGAACCCAGAUAGACAGCCCACUCAGUGGGAAGGUGAGAAGCGAGGGGACCAAGUCCACGCUGACCCUGAGUCCCAUUAGCUUUGAGAACGAACACGAUUACCUGUGUACAGUGACUUGUGGGCAUAAGAAACUGGAAAAAGGAAUCCAGGUGCAAGUCUAUUCGUUCCUUAGAGAUCCAGAAAUUGAGAUGAGUGAUCUUGUAGUGAAUGAAAACCCCGUCACCGUAAGCUGCAAGGUUCCUGAAGUGUACCCUUUUGACCGGUUGGAGAUUGAUUUACUAAUGGGAGAAAAUAUUAUAAAGAAUAAAGGCUUUUGGGGGGACAUGGAUAAGCAAUCCCUAGAGACCAAGAGUUUGGAAAUGACGUUCAUCCCCACCACCAAAGACACUGGAAAAGUUCUUGUUUGUCGGGCUAAGUUAAAUAUUAGUGAAAUGGAGUUUGAACCCAAACAAAGGCAGAGUACAGAGACACUGUAUGUUAACGUUGCCCCGAGGGAUACAACCAUCCUGGUUAGCCCUUCCUCCAUUGUGGAGGAAGGUAGUUUUGUAAACUUGACGUGCUUUAGUGAUGGCCUUCCAGCUCCAAAGAUUCUGUGGAGCAAGAAGCUAAAUAACGGAGAUCUACAGCCUCUUUCCGAAAAUACAACUUUCACCUUAAUGUCUACAAAGAUGAAAGAUUCUGGUAUUUAUGUGUGUGAAGGGAUUAACCAGGCUGGAAUAAACAGAAAAGAAGUCGAAUUAAUUAUUCAAGUUGUGCCAAAAGAUAUACAGCUUACAGCUUUUCCAUCUGAGAGUGUCAAGGAAGGAGACACUGUCACUAUUUCCUGUACAUGUGGAAACGUUUCAGAAAUUUGGAUAACGCUGAAGAAGAAAGCAGAAACGGGAGACAAGAUGCUAAAAUCUAUAGAUGGCACAUAUACCAUACCCAAAGCCCAGUUAGAGGAUGCAGGAGUGUACGAAUGUGAAUCUAAAAGUGCGGUUGGCUCCCAGUUAAGAAGCUUGACACUUGAUGUUAAAGGAAGAGAAAAUAACCAGGACUAUUUGUCUCCUGGACUUCUUGUGCUCUAUUGUGCAUGCUCCUUAAUAAUACCUGUCAUUGGAAUGACCGUCUACUUUGUGAGAAAAGCCAACAUGAAAGGCUCAUACAGUCUUGUAGAAGCACUGAAAUCAAAAGUGUAG